AUGACUGAUGAAAAUAUAACUGUGAGUGAUAAUUCGGACUUGGAAGAUGGUAGUCCCCCAGAACUCAGAGGAUAUUUAAGUAAAUGGACUAACUACAUACAUGGAUGGCAAGAUAGAUUUAUUGUUUUAAAGGAAUCUACAUUAUCGUAUUACAAAAGCGAAUUGGAGAGUAAUCUGGGUUGUCGUGGAGCGUUAUGCUUAAAAAAAGCUAAAGUCAAGCCACAUGAAUUUGACGACUGCAGAUUUGAUGUGUCCGUUAAUGAUUGCGUGUGGUACUUGAGAGCUUCAAACCCCGAAGAGAAGCAGCAGUGGAUUGAUGUACUGGAGUCAUUCAAAGUUGAAUCUGGCUAUGGUACAAGCUCGGACAGCAGUACAAAUGGGAGCGGCCUUCGGAGACAUGGUUCAGUUACUUCGCUGCAGUCCACUGGAUCUGCUGGUCGUGCAAAUCGUCGUCUGGCUGAGAAGAUUGCUGAGUUUGAUACAUACACCGACCUGUUGUCAAAACAAGCCGUCACUCUCCAGGGUUACUUUGACAUGGCAUCGGCCCAGAUAAACGAUGAUGAGGCAAUUGACGCUGUUAAAUAUGCUGAUGGUAUAAACCUCAGUCAAUAUUCACAAGAGGUGCGUGCCACGAGUGCGUCUUUCCGUGCUACGUGUGCGGCCGCUGUGUUGGCAGCUCAGACAUGCGCUGACCUCCUGCGACGAAGAGAGACGAGAGCGAGGCAGGCGGAGGAAUUGUAUAUGGCCUUGAAGAAUCAGCUAUCAGAAGCAAGGCUUGCUUCCAAACCGGGACCUGAUCACGAGGUAAGUCAUUAUAUUUAUGGAAAUUUAUUAAAUACCUUCGCUGACGAUCUCGCAAUACUGACACGUAACCCCAAACACUGUCAAGUACUAUUGGAUGAAGUGGAUAAAUUCUGUGAGUGGACGGAUGGAUUGAGGACAAAACCCAGUAAAUGUCAUUGUCUGUGUCUUGGUAGGCGGAAUACAAGAUACACCUCAUACGAUCCGGGACUAUCGUUAGGCGGUCAAUGCAUUUCUACGGUUACGGAAAAUGCACCAUUUAAAUUUCUCGGUCGUAAGAUUGAUAAUAUAGGCCGUACUCCAUCUUUAGAAGGAAUAGUAGAUAGCUUUUUGAACGAUCUUAACAAGUUAGAUGCAGGCGUCAUAAAGAUGUUGAAGUUGUGGCUCGGGCUCGCUCUAACGGCUGAUUCAUCGGCGUUAUUUAGGGGAAGCAAUAGUUUUGGGAUGAGUCUAAAAAGGCCAUCGGAGCUCUAUAAACACCUAAGAGUUUCCAAGAGAUAUAUCCUGGGGAAAUCCCAUGAUGACAUAGUGACAUCGCUCCCAAAAGAUGAAGAUGCCCCCGAAAUGAUAAAUAUAAGAUCCAUGCAAUGA
Danaus chrysippus (African queen) is the source of this 1392-nucleotide messenger RNA. Lineage: Eukaryota; Metazoa; Arthropoda; Insecta; Lepidoptera; Nymphalidae. The record is from the annotation of a GenBank genome assembly.